This is a messenger RNA of Symbiodinium pilosum, 1131 nucleotides long. The record is from the annotation of a GenBank genome assembly. NCBI's taxonomy places the organism in Eukaryota, Dinophyceae, Suessiales, Symbiodiniaceae.
AUGGCCCUUGAAAUACAUGGCAUCUGCCCAGAGGCAACGAUGAUAAUUUUCAAUGCUGCGCUUCUGCAGGGAUUCAGACAUCCUGUGUGGCUGACAUUCUGGCACCAAUCAGCCAGCACUGUUCUCAUCCUUCUGCUCAAGCUGGGGCGUCCUGACCUAGUUGCCACUGGAGAUGAAAAGGAGAACCGGCCGCCUCUCGCGAUGAUGGAGGCCUUGAAGCUUGGCUUCCCAGUGGCAGCCGCACAGUGUGUGGGUCUCAUCGCUGGAAACACGGCGGUGAUGUACCUGUCCGUCUCCUUUGCCCAAAUGGUCAAAGCAUGGACUCCAGCGAUGGUUUAUGCUGUGGGAUGUGUGGUCGGGACACAGCAAUUUUCCUUUGCUGUGGCCAAGACCAUCUUGACGAUCACCCUAGGCCUCAUGAUCACCAGCAUCGGUGAGAUCAAAUUUGAUUGGUACGGCUUCCUCAUGCAGUGCACAGCACUCCUGUCAGAGGGCCUUCGGAUCAACUUGCUUGAGAUCCUCCUGAAAUCGGCGGGGUACAAGCUGAAUCCUCUGAGCUCGAUCUUGAUCUUUGCUCCCAUCGCUUCCGUGAUCCUGCUGCUCAUUGCCAUCUUGACGGAUGGAGAUGGAAUCUCAUUGGAGGUGAUACACGGCCUAGGAGAGCUUGUCCUCAUUGCAAAUGCGCUCGUGGCUUUCUCUCUCAACAUUGCGAUAUACAUGGCGAUUCAGCUUGCUUCGGGCUUGAUCUACGCACUUGCAGGCGUUGUGAAGGACAUCUCCAUCAUCAUGGGCUCUGUGGUGGUGAUGGGCAGCAGCGUGAAUCUUUUGCAAGUGGUGGGCUAUGCCCUGGCCAUCACGGGCAUCCAGUGCUACGGUGUUGUCAGCAAGUCACCUGAAAGGUUCGACGAAUCUGGAGUCCUCUGGGGCGUCGUGCAGCAUUUUCGGGAUGGCAAAUUCCAGCCGACCGCCGCCACACCAACGAAGCCCGGCCAGAGCAUUGGCGCAAUGCAGGAGGAGGACGACGAAGAAAUGCAGAACCUCAAGGACAACGAAGAGCCCGCAUACCUGGAGGUCGACAUGGAUGUUGUAAAAGGCACAAAGGAUGCCCAACUCAGGCCACAGAGCAGGUAG